AACACCUGAGACCUCCCUGCAGCCACCCUACAGUCCUCAUCAUGAGCCUGCUUGCACCCGUCAGGAGGGACCGGGUCAUUGCUGAGCUGCCCCCAUGUUUUACCAAAGAGGCAGCCCUGCAUUCCAGAACCUCCUUUCACCCCAAAGUGGUUGGGAUGUGUCAGGCCCAGCGCACCGGCACUGUGGGCAGGUUUAAAAUAUCUAAGAUCAUCGUGGUGGGAGACCUCUCGGUGGGCAAGACCUGUUUGAUCAACAGAUUUUGUAAAGACUCCUUCGACAAAAACUACAAGGCCACCAUUGGAGUGGACUUUGAGAUGGAGCGCUUCGAGGUCUUGGGGGUCCCGUUCAGUCUGCAGCUGUGGGAUACCGCUGGCCAGGAGCGCUUCAAGUGCAUUGCAUCCACCUACUACCGAGGAGCACAAGCCAUCAUUCUUGUAUUUGAUGUGAAUGAUGUGACAACACUGGACCACACCAGGCAGUGGCUGGUAGAUGCCCUGAAAGAGAACGAUCCUUCCAGCGUCAUCCUCUUCUUAGUGGGCACCAAGAAGGAUCUCAGUUCGCCUGCACAGUACAGCCUCAUUGAGAAGGAUGCCCUCAAGGUAGCUAAAGAGAUGCAGGCAGAAUACUGGGCUGUUUCAUCACUCACAGGUGAGAAUGUGCGGGAAUUCUUCUUUCGGGUGGCAGCGCAGACCUUUGAGGGCAGCGUGCUGGCCGAGCUGGAGAAGAGCAGCGCUCGCCGGAUCGGCGACAUUGUGCGGAUCACUAGCGAUGAACGGGACUUGUACCUGACUGAGAAGAGACGGCGUGCCAAAUGCUGCCAGUGAUGGGACCCACCUGGACCCUUGUCUGCCUCGUCUUC
This is a messenger RNA of Euleptes europaea (tarantolino), 859 nucleotides long. RefSeq names its product RAB34, member RAS oncogene family (gene RAB34). Gene Ontology annotation, molecular function: GTP binding; GTPase activity. Bases 42 to 824 code for a protein of 260 amino acids. Lineage: Eukaryota; Metazoa; Chordata; Lepidosauria; Squamata; Sphaerodactylidae. The transcript is spliced from 10 exons. Gene Ontology annotation, biological process: endocytosis; phagosome-lysosome fusion. The record is from RefSeq and is a predicted model, not a curated record.